AUGCAGAAUCUGAAUAACUUUUUCAACCCAAUUCGCGAGGGAUUACAUCUGUCAAACACCCAAUACGCUACGCUGCAGGUUGCGAUUGAGCAAGAUUUUGACCCUGGCUCGGCGGCAAAGGAUAUCAGCGGUAGUGAGGGCUUCAGCGCGAUGAGUUCUACCGUCGGCAUUCUAACAGGAUGGAUGGGUCCUGUCGGUAUUGUCAAAGACAAUGUUGGAGCCACAACCGCAUUCGAAGAGCUUUUCACUGGUGCAGCACGCAGCAUCACAGCUACAUUGCAAGCAAGCGAUGUCAGUCUGACAAAUAUAGCCGAGGAGGCCGAAUUAGUUCAUUCCUGUUUUGGGCAGAACCUCCACGUAUUGGAGGAUCUGAAUAUCAAUCCUAUGGGAAGAGGACUCAACUUGAACGAUCCUUUCGAAGAUGGAUACUUUGUUGACUACACUAAGAUCCCUUCCCUGGACACAGAUUUGGCUUUUCCCAUUGCAAAAUCACAGGAUACAGCAGACUGGCUUUUCAAGGUAGUCCUGGGGAACCUGGCGAAUUCUACCUGGAAAAGGCAGGGAGCUUGGAUCCCGUCGAUUCCAAUGACUGCGGCUGAAUGCGAGGGAAAUGAGCCUGGAAAUGGUCACUUCCUCCAGCGUCUUACAAAUCAAAAAUCUGCUCUAGGAUUUGAUGGAUGGACGGCGACUUUACCAGAAUUCUGGGGAGAGAUGGAAGAUAAGUAUGGAAUCACUCCGUGGGAUGCCAUUGAAAGUUCGGUUGAAGCCUAUAAAUCUAGAGGAUUUGGCCCUAAGCCCGAUAUACUUCUUGGAAAUAUACUUGAUUCACGAGGGAGCAGCAACGUUGAAGCGUUUGCCUCCUUUCCCGGAAUCUUCUCUUUGCCCAUUUGCGACUUGGGCCAGGUCUUUCGAAGUCGGGGAUUUACCCUCCUGGAAUACAUGGAGUACAUUGAUAGACAUGAUUUCAACUACAAUGAAGAUGUCGGCACCGGAGGGAACUGUUACUACGUAUUCGCCAAGGAUGAACGUGGAAAGUGGCUUUCGGAGAACUACCUGUUUGAUCCAAAGUGCUAG
This is a messenger RNA of Penicillium cataractarum, 1074 nucleotides long. RefSeq lists its product as uncharacterized. NCBI's taxonomy places the organism in Eukaryota, Fungi, Ascomycota, Eurotiomycetes, Eurotiales, Aspergillaceae. Bases 1 to 1074 code for a protein of 357 amino acids. The record is from RefSeq and is a predicted model, not a curated record. The transcript has 3 exons.